GGCUGGGGAUGAGGGAGGCUGCAGACCUUCCCCUGUUUGCUCCCAUGAGCUAUCACUGCAGGGAAACUCCGUCUCUCCAAAGGGCUUGGUGACAGAGCAGUGAUGAGCUGAUGGGUCUAACAACUAGUUUGGUGCUGCCAGGUUUUCCUUGUGUGGAAGGCUCUGCUGUUGGCUGGGGGUCUGGCUGCUUCCUGCUGAUGGAGUGACUUGGCUGUGGAUGAAGACAACCAGAUCGACUGCUGACAGAGACCAGGGCUCUGACACUGAAGCUGUCCCCAGCCAUGUGAGCUCCCUCUGACAGAUGCCUGCCCCAGACCCCAAGUUCAGAGCCCUCCCAUGAUGCUGCCUGAGCUGUAGGUAGGGAACAGCACCAGCGUGGAGGCUCUUCAGGGCCAACCUGUCAGGUUUCUGUGGGAUAUCAGGUCUUCGAUGCUGGCACUGCACACCAAAGCAGCCCACAGUCAUUGCCCAGGGUAGGGGCUACCUGUGUGCUGCACUGCUGCGCUGGAGCUGCUGUGAGAGCGACUGUCGGGCAGAGGCAGUGGGAGGCCACAAGAGGGGAUUCAGGUGCUCUUGCACAGUGGAUGAAGUUGGAGUUUCACCAGGGACAGGAUGGAGAUGGUGUGGCUGUACGUGGUGCUGAUCCUGGUGCAGCACGUCCUUGCUGUGACCUGGCUCUAAGUAUGCUUUGUACUUGUCUGGAUUGGAAAGUCACCUGGGGAGGUGCUGUCUCCCAAGAAAACAGGCAGAUCUGUGAGAAAGGGUGGAAGAAGGAACUGGGCAGCCCAAAGGCAGCCCAUUAAAGAGGGGCAUCUCUGGGAUCAUGAGGGGAAGGGACAGUGAAGCUGGAGAGGUGCAGACCAGGAUGAGAAGCAGGAAUGUCCAAUUUGGUACAGACAAGAGGCAACACAUCCCCUUCCCUGCUCCAUUUCUGCUCUAAAAUAAGGCUACAGAGGGCUAGUCUACAGAGGGCAGACACAGCUCGGGCUCUCUCUUAUCGGCGACUGACUCUCCCAUGCCCCACAGGUACCUGGCCAAGCAGACUUCCCUGUGGGUGCUCCUCCGGGACCCCAGGGCCUGCGAGAGCCUGGCAGGGCUGGUAGAAGAGCAGGUCCGCCUUUGCCAGCGGGAGGUGGAAGCCAUGGAUGCGGUGAGGCGAGGCGCAGAGCUGGCCAUCGAGGAGUGCCAGCACCAGUUCCACUCCCGGCGGUGGAACUGCUCCACACUGCAGGGCCUGCAGGUCUUCAGCAAGGUGGCCAUCCAAGGCACACGGGAGCCUGCUCUCAUCCACGCCAUGGCCGCGGCCGGCGUUGCCUUUGCUGUCACUCGUGCCUGCAGCCGCGGGGGGCUGGAGAGGUGCGGAUGCGACCGCAAGGUCCGAGGAGUCAGCCCCGAAGGUGAAGGAGGAGGCUGCUCUGAUAACCUGUCUUACGGGGUUACUUCCUCUCAAGCCUUUGUAGACAACCCUGAGAGGAGCCGCGGUGCCUCCUCCAGCCGAACGCUGAUGAACCUGCACACCGAUGAGGCUGGGAGGAAGGCUCUCCUGGCCCACAUGAAGGUACAGUGCAAGUGCCAUGGCGUGUGCGAGGUGCACACGUGCUGGAAGGUGAUGCCUCCCUUCCGCAAGGUGGGCAACAUCCUCAAGGAGAAGUUUGAGGGCGCGACAGAGGUUUACCCCAAACGGGUCGGUUCCCACAAGCUCCUGGUGCCCAAGAGCUCUCGCUUCAAGCCCUACACAGCUCACGACUUGGUCUACCUGUUGGCCAGCCCAGAUUUCUGCGACCGGGGCCCCCUGUGCGGGGUCUUUGGCACCUCGGGCCGCCAAUGCAACCGGACCUCAGCAGCCAUGGAUGAGCUCAGCAGCCAUGAGGGACAGCCUCGGGAGGGACAUGGGGAGCAGGGGAAGGCGUGGGGAGACACACAGCCUGGGGGGGAGCGGAGGAGGUGUGGGGUUCUGCUGUCCUGGCAGAGAGGAGCCCCUGGCUCCAGGGGUGCCACCCCUGUGCUCCCCGCAUGGCACCCCCUUGGGGUUUCUGUUGUUUGA
This is a messenger RNA of Pezoporus occidentalis (night parrot), 2044 nucleotides long. Its product is annotated as protein Wnt-4-like. Gene Ontology annotation, biological process: multicellular organism development; cell fate commitment; canonical Wnt signaling pathway. Gene Ontology annotation, cellular component: extracellular region. The record is from RefSeq and is a predicted model, not a curated record. The transcript is spliced from 4 exons. Gene Ontology annotation, molecular function: cytokine activity; frizzled binding. The coding region runs from base 1016 to 2044 and encodes 342 amino acids. Lineage: Eukaryota; Metazoa; Chordata; Aves; Psittaciformes; Psittacidae.